This is a messenger RNA of Pyricularia grisea, 5602 nucleotides long. RefSeq lists its product as uncharacterized. Bases 375 to 5456 code for a protein of 1693 amino acids. Gene Ontology annotation, molecular function: protein binding. Lineage: Eukaryota; Fungi; Ascomycota; Sordariomycetes; Magnaporthales; Pyriculariaceae. The record is from RefSeq and is a predicted model, not a curated record. The transcript is spliced from 4 exons.
GUUUGAUUCGAUGGGUUGCCUGACGACAACAGUCUGCUUUCAAGCUGAGGUCUCUUACCCCGCCCCUAUCAUGCACAGGGGCCUUUACCGAACGAUGAGAAAACCAACUCCUGGUUUGUUGAUGGAGUGGUUGCUACAAUAGGUAUGUAGGCGUUCUGUCGAUUAGGUACGUAGGUAGGCAAGGUAGCUAGUCCCAAUGCCCGAGUGGGCAAGGCUGAGCCACGUUUAGGCAUGCAAUGAACAAGAAUUGAGAAGUCAACUGAGAUGCAUACCUUUCUUUUCUUUGAACGCUUGGUUUCAACCUCUCAUUGUAUUGCUCAUCUACUUUCUCCAUCUGGGCUGAAGUUCUUUAUCCCUUGUGUCUCCGCGACACCAUGGAAUACAAGGUGAGCAGGCCGAAGAAUCCGACAAACAGUGGCCCGAUAGAACGACGUCCUUCUGCAGCAUCGACUGGUGACGAUGAACAAGAUCACGAUGCGAUCUCAUCACAAAGGACAAGAUCGUUCGCGAGCCAGUUCGUCCGAAAACUCACAUUCCAUCAACACACUCAACCUCUUCAACCUUGUACACCACCAAGCUCUUCUGGAACAACGGGAAAUCGGCCGAGACGCAACUCCUUUCACAAUGGUGUAGGAAAUUUAGGGUUAACUUGCGUAUACGACCCCCCUGAGGCGCUCGUCGACCUGAUAUUUGUUCAUGGUCUACAUGGUGGGUCGCUCAAGACAUGGCGCGCAAAACCCGAGCCAGGGUAUUUCUGGCCCGGGGAGUGGCUACCUCAGGAUCCAGAGUUCAAAUACGUCAGAAUACACACCUUUGGCUAUCCUGCCAACUGGACCGAUUUUCAAGAGUCGCAACUUAGUGUUAGCAACUUUGGAGAGUCGCUUCGGUCUCACUUGCUAUCGUCCACGCACCUCAACAGAGGUGCCAGGACACCAAUCGUGCUGGUAGGGCAUUCUAUGGGAGGCCUUGUGAUUAAGAAAGCCUGCCUUGCCUUCAAGGAUGCUCUAGAGGAGGACGACCCCAACGCCUUUGCUCAUAGGAUCAAGUGCCUAAUGUUUUUGGCUACACCGCAUCAUGGCUCCGAUUCGGCCGAGAGGCUUGACAAAAUACUCCGUGCCGGCGCGGGACCCGUUGGCGCUAAAGACUACCUCAAAGACCUGAAAAAGGGCGCCUUAUCCAACCAGACUAUAAAUGCCGGCUUCAAGUUUAUAGCCGACAGAUAUAUGUUGUACUCCUUCUACGAAACUAGGCCGAUGAAUCAGCUGGGAUUGAUUGUUGAUAUUGAUGCGGCCUGCAUAGGUGGUCCAAAACAUGAAAAUACCGUCAUGAUGACUGCUGACCAUCGCAGCAUAUGCAAAUUUGAGUCGGAAGAUGAUUCUUGCUUCAGAACGUUCAAAGAUCAUCUGAUCAUGGUUCUGGACGAGCUGUUUGGACGUGAAAUGGAGCCGACUCCGAACGAUCUUGCACCGAUAGAGACCUACUUGGACUGUGAGGAUUCGAGAGACGAGAUGCUAGAAACGGUGCUGGCUCCCAAAGUUCAAGGGUCAUGUCGCUGGAUAGAGUCCCAUGAAGACUUCAACCAAUGGCGGCAAGACACCUCCCGACAACACUGGUUGUACUGGAUGCACGCCCCGCCUGGAACUGGCAAGUCGGUCCUAUCGGCCUCCGUCUUUCGCAUGCUCAGCCAAGAAAAUGUUUUCUGCUUCUUCUUCGUGAACGGAAACAAGAAAAGGAACACUGUGUCUGGGAUGCUUCGUACUAUAGCAUUACAGAUGGCACGAAAGCACCCAGGAGUCAAGAAUGCCCUGAGGGAGCUGCAGCGGAAUAGCAUACAGCUUGACGAUACCGACGAGAAGCUGGUCUGGAGAAAGCUAUUUGUCAACUGCAUCUUCAAAGUCCCCUUGGCGGCCCCUCAAUUCUGGGUCAUCGAUGCUCUGGACGAAUGCUCUGACUUUGGAAAACUCUUUCCCCUGCUCAAGAUUGCUAGCUCCAACUGGCCAACACUUCGAAUAUUCUUGACCAGUCGCCCGUCGCCCGAGAUACGCAGUGAGAUUAGAUCACUAUCAGGUCCCAAUUUCCGAACCUUUGAGGAUGGGAUCUCGCCCGAGGACACAAAUUCAGACAUUGAACAGUUGCUCAAAACACAUAGGGAUGCACUUCCGGUAGAUGAUGCAGACUUGAAAAACGAGCUCCUUCGUCGAAUCGCACGCGACUCUCAAGGAUCUUUUCUCUGGGCCAAGGUCGUCUUGAAGGAGAUGGAAAAGGCAAUCGACUCGGAAGAAAUCGAUAACAUUCUUGCCGAGGUGCCAUCCGACAUGAUGCCACAGUACCAGUCAAUCCUGGAGAAUAUGAGCAUGCAGACAACCGACGACAGGCGAAAGGCGCAGAUCAAAGCCUUUCUCACCUGGGCUGUGUGCUGUGUGAGACCUCUCACCGAAGCUGAGUUGCAAGCGGGGCUGCCACUCGACACAGACAGCAAGCUUAGUGGCAUUGUCGGCUCCAUCUCCCGGACCGUCGAGAAACUGUGUGGACAGCUGCUGAUGGUCAACAAGCAAGGGGCAGUCCAGGUGGUACACUCAACUGUCCGAGAGUUCCUACUGUCAAGAACGACUACAUCCGAGUUUGCCAUCCGCAAGGAGGAGGGACACCUCAGGUUGGCCAAAGUGUGUUUGAAGUACUUGGCAGGGAAGGAGAUGCAGCCUGCGCGUGGCAACAAGAUGUCCAAAAGGAAAGGAACUCUGGUGGAAAGGACGUCUGCGUUUGCGGCUUACGCUACCACCAACUUCUCGGUGCAUCUGGUCAACUGUCGACCCGAAAAUGACGAGGUGUUUGAAGCUAUUCAUACAUUUCUAGCAGGAAACAACGUCUUGACCUGGAUCGAGUACAUCGCCCGAAGGUUCAACUCGCUGGAUUACGUCAAGGAGGCGGGGGCAAAUAUUCGUCGCUUCGUAGAACGCCGAUCAAAACAUGUUGCUCCUGUCGGACCAGAGUACAGUCUUGUACAGAACUGGGGAAUCGAUCUGAUCCGCAUCGUGGCCAAGUUUGGACAUCAUCUUUUGUUCGCCCCGGAGAGCAUAGCCACCUUGCUUCCGGCCGUCUGUCCUACGACCUCUAGUAUUCGACGGCAGUACUACUCGGAGCGGGCAUCCGAUUUGCGAGUGGUAGGGUUGAGUGACGAGUUUUGGUUUGACGCCAUCUCGUAUAUUGAGCACACGCAAGCAACAGCGUCUGCAAUAGCCGUCGGCGCCAAAUUUGUGGCCAUUGGGAAAUCCUCAGGAAUGGUGAGAAUAUUCAGUGCGACUACAUACAUCGAACUUUUCACCCUUCAGCACGGCGAAGAAGUUACUGCAGUUUCUUUCAACUCGGUUGGAGAUCAUCUCAUCACGUCAGGAAACACAUUGACCCGGUUCUGGGCUAUGACUGAACUCGACGAGUGGGAGCCGAUCUGGACCAGGACCCUAGAGCAUCCAUGCACAAAGUUUUCUUUUGAUGACCAAGACCAAAUUCUGGCCACAACUUCCAAUAACUCCUUGCUCGUAUGGCGAGCCGAUGGAGAAGACGAGGAUGAUGAUGACUGCGAGGUGACUCUGGGUUUUGGUGAUGCCGCCAACCAGGAUCAGGACAAAAGCCUCUGCGUCACAGGCCCACCCACGUGUAGCAGUUUCUCGCCGGAUGGACUUCUUGUAGCCUUGGCGCACGGGGGUAAAAUCAGUCUAUGGCAAAUCGAAGGGGAUGAACCGGCAGAUUAUGUAGGCACAUGGGAACGUGAUUCCUCUCCAGAAAAAAGUCCACAAGAGGUGGAGGCGAUGCUGUUUAAUCCAAAUCCAGACCUAGAGUUCAUGGUAGCCACCUACAGAAGCGAAACCAGCGAGGGACAGCUGGUUUUGUAUGACUACAGCAGGAUGGAGUUGGCAGAGGUACGGUCCGUCACGGCAGAGCCAUACGCACUGUCGGCAACGCCAGAUGGUCAAACGUUGGCCACUGGAGACAGACGCGGUAAUAUUCAAAUCUGGGACUUCGAGUCGCUCACCCAGCUAUACGUCAUCAAGUACAACUCGUUUGCCGUACGUGAGCUAGCCUUUAGCCACGAUGGUAAGCGGCUUCUGGACCUCCGACAGACCCAUUCGGUAGUAUGGGAACCUGCAGUUCUGGUUCGAAACCACGACGAGGAGGAUGACGCUUCAACAUCUGGCACAUCGGUGGCACUACCACAGCCAACCGCGGUGUCAAACUUGGAGGAUCCAAGGGAGAUCACGGCCACUGCGCUGCAUCCCGAUAUAAGUGUGGCAUUUGUCGGCAAGGAGGAUGGAGGCGUACGACUGUAUGACCUGAUCGGAGGACGGAAAAUACAAGACCUAGUCGCUUUACAGUCUGGCCGAGCCAUUACGCAUCUUGCAUUUGGCAACACGGAUCUGCUAGCAUGUGGAGAUUCGACUGGUGCUGUCGCCGUGGCCAAGAUAGCGGUAACGCUCAAAGCGAGGUCCACGGAAAUCGACACAGUGCAUAUCGGCAAGCUGCAGUGGCUCAACCCUCCGUCCACGGAACCCAACACGGCCGUGCCGAUGGUACAGCUUGUCUUUAACAACUCUGGCCGAGGCCUUGUCGUCGCGAACCGCAAGACAACCCAGAUCUGGAUCUUGAAAGAGGACGGGACCAUGGAGCUCACAUCUUCAGGGGCUUCUCCCGCGGACCUAUGCUGGCGAUUCACACCGUGUGAAGACAAUCAGGAUCAGUUCCAGCUUGUCGACAAGCCGAUAGAGGCAUUCAUCAACGCAAAGGGAAACAGCGGGAAUGAUCUCAGAGUAGGCCCCGGGUACGGUAAUAGCCGACCGAGUGAAAGACUGAAGCGUUCAAACACGGACGACAGCGCCGUUAGUGCACAAAGCAAGAAUGGAAGCUCACGCGUUCGACGUGUCCUCACGGAUCCAGACACGGGCUACGUCGUCGUCGAGUACGCCGGCGCCAGGGCGACAACGCAACUGGUCAUUCUCGAGCGAACAUCUUCUGCCGCGCUGGCCGAGCAAGCCACUCCUGUCGCCGUCGACGUUCAAUCCAUGUCGCCGGGCCUGCUGGCGCCGCCGCAAUUUCCAAUCAAUUCCCCGCCAUCGCCCUCGGAACCAGCAUCGCCCCUGGACCGCCGGGGAUCUGCCGGUAGCUGGUCGGACUCUUUCCGCAUGCUGGAACACCUCCGGCCGCACCAAAUCCGCAUGUUCCUCGGCGUGUGGAACGGCAAGGCCGUAUAUUUGGGCCCGCAGUUGUGGGUCAGGACGGUGGACCUGCACCACCUCGCGUACGGGGCCAAAUCUCUGCGGCGGAAGCACUUUUUCAUCCCCCACGAGUACCUCGGUGGGAAUCACAAUGUGCAGGCAAGGGUUGGAAACAAGGGCGAGGUGAUAUUUCCAAGAAGGGGAGAGCUAGCGGUGGUAUGGGGUGGAAUAGGAAAGAGUACGGGGUGAGCGGCCUGGUCUUGAUCAAGUUACUAGACAUGACACAAGGCGCACAUUUUGCACAGAGUACAUAGUAUUACGUAUGGUAAUUAAGCCUUUCACUAGACAUACGAACUAGAUAGAGUAGAUGCAUGGUCAUGCUUGUCAAAUAAUCA